Trypanosoma rangeli is the source of this 363-nucleotide messenger RNA. RefSeq names its product nucleoside 2-deoxyribosyltransferase. The record is from RefSeq and is a predicted model, not a curated record. Gene Ontology annotation, biological process: deoxyribonucleoside monophosphate catabolic process. The annotation marks the transcript as partial. NCBI's taxonomy places the organism in Eukaryota, Euglenozoa, Kinetoplastea, Trypanosomatida, Trypanosomatidae. Gene Ontology annotation, molecular function: 5-hydroxymethyl-dUMP N-hydrolase activity. Gene Ontology annotation, cellular component: nucleus. The transcript has a single exon.
AUGAGCAAAAUCUACAUUGCAGGCCCCGCGGUGUUUAACGCGGACAUGGGGGCCGCGUACUACGAGCAUGUGCGCAGGUUGCUGAGGGUGCACGGCGCCACACCACUGAUUCCCGUGGACAACGAGGCCACGGGGGCCGCCGAGAUACGGGCAAAGAACAUGGAGAUGAUAAGGCAGUGUGACGCCGUCAUUGCGGACCUCUCGCCCUUUCGCUCGCAUGAGCCGGACUGCGGGACCGCGUUUGAGGUGGGCUACGCUGCUGCCCUGGGAAAGACGGUGCUGGUCUUCACUUCCGAUCGACGUUCAAUGAGGGAGAAGUACGGCGGUGCGUGUGACGCGGCCGGGAUGACAGUGGAGGAUUUU